Messenger RNA from Schistosoma spindalis, 6652 nucleotides. The record is from the annotation of a GenBank genome assembly. NCBI's taxonomy places the organism in Eukaryota, Metazoa, Platyhelminthes, Trematoda, Strigeidida, Schistosomatidae.
UGGGCGCCGGUCUAAGGGUUUUUUGUAAUCCUUGGUAUCUUAUUGUUUAAUAUUUCUAGGAAUGCGUCCCACUCGACGUCAGUCAUAUAUUCGUGAAAAGUGUCCCGAUUUAGAUAUGUCAACUAAAUCUAUCACGAAUACUGAUCCUAACCAAUCUGGUUCAUCGUUGCCUGCUCAGUCACCUAUUCACUUGCGAAAACGUGGCCGACCAAGUAACAGGAAGUUAGUUCAUUUUAUUAAUCAAAAUUCAUCAAAUGGUUCAUCUGAUCAUAAACAUAAUAAUAAUAAUAAUAAUAACUUUAAAGAAGAUUUAUCAACCAAUGAAAAUCAAAGAUACUUUAUCCAAAAAAAAUUUAAUCCAUCCACCGUAUAUUCAUCAAGUUCAGAUGAAUUAAAUUUACAUUAUUCACAUCGUGUAUUACGUCCACGUAGAUCAACAUCAAAUUAUUAUCCACAAAGAAAAAGACGUAAACAUUUCAAUUGUGAUAAAAUAACUGAAAAAUCAUUAUCAACACAUCAAAAUAUUCAAUAUAAUGUACAAACAAAUUCAUUACAAAAUAAUUUAUCUGUUAAUAUUAAACCAUGUACACAUUCAAUCAAUAUUCAAGAAGAUCAUAAUAAUGCUAUGCUUGAAGAUGAUGAUGAUGAUGAUGGUGUAGGUGAUAUUGAUGAUGAUGAAGAAGAUGAUCAUGAUGAACAACAAACAAGACGUUAUCCAGUACGUAAUCGUAAGAAUACUAUUGUUUAUCAGGUUGAAAAUUUGCAGAAUAAUCAUAGUAAUAAUAACAAUCAUGGUGUUCAACAACAUCAUAGAAACUGGUUAGCCGGUACAGGUUAUCAUAAAGAAAGACGAUCACGUCAAUUGAAAUCCAAGCAUCGUAAAAAUUUAGAACAUUGUGGUUCAAGUAGUAGUAGUACAUCGUCUUCUUCUUCAACAUCAUCGUCAAGAUCUAAUAUUUCUGAUAGAUUAUUUUGUAAUCGUAAAAGUUGGCAUAAUCGUUGGCAUUUUUCUUCUACUAAAGAGAAUAAUGUUCCAUUAACAGUUGAUAAAGAUGAAAAACGUUUUCAACGUCGUAUUAAUAAAAGUAUUAUACAUGCUAGAUCAGAGCUUAUGCCUAUAAACAGUCAUCAACUUGGUUAUGAAAACAAAUCCACAUCAGGCAAUCGAGCUUUUUCUGCCACUUACUUGGCAGAUAUCGAACCAAUGUCUAUUGAUUCAUCUGUUGGGUUCGAACAAGUUGGGGGUCAUGAAAAGCAUAUAUUAGCAUUGAAAGAAAGUAUAAUUCUACCGCUAAUGUAUCCUGAAGUGUUUUCAAAAUUCAAUGUAGAUCCACCUCGUGGUGUACUGUUUUCAGGACCUCCAGGUACCGGUAAAACAUUGUUAGCUAGAGCUCUAGCAAAUGAAUGUAGUCGUUUAGCUGAAGGUAGCAAUAAUAAUAAUAAUACCGUAAAACAACGUCGUCCUAUUGCGUUUUUUAUGCGUAAAGGAGCAGAUUGUUUAUCUAAAUGGGUUGGUGAAUCUGAACGUCAACUAAGAUUACUAUUUGAUCAAGCAUAUCGAAUGCGUCCUUCUGUAAUUUUUUUCGAUGAAAUCGAUGGUUUAGCUCCUGUUCGAUCUUCAAAACAAGAUCAAAUUCACUCCAGCAUUGUUUCCACUCUUCUCAGUUUAAUGGAUGGUUUAGAUAAUCGUGCUGAAGUUGUGAUUAUUGGUGCAACAAAUAGACCAGAUGCUAUUGAUCCGGCCUUACGACGUCCUGGACGAUUUGAUCGUGAAUUCAUAUUUACAUUACCAACAGAGGCAGUUCGACGUCGUAUUCUUGAUGUGAUUACUGCAAAAUGGGAUUCAAAACCAGAUUCAUUGUUACUUGAUCAAAUUGCUGCAGCAACGAUCAAUUUCUCCGGUGCUGAUCUCAAAGCAUUAACUACAGAAGCAUGUUUAUGCUGUCUACGUCGAUGUUAUCCUCAAGUCUAUAGUAGUCAGGUGAAAUUAGCUUUGGAACAUAAAUAUUUAGUGGUCUCUCAUUCUGAUUGGUUUGAAGCAUUACAAAUUGUUCAUGCUUCAAGUGAACGUUUUGAUAGUGAUGUAUCAGCUUCAAAUUUAACACCAUCAACAAAUGCAUUAUCUUCUACUAUACGUACACCAUUAUCACCAACAUUAGCCAACUUAUUAUCACAUCAUGUUAAUAAAAUUGUAAAUUAUAUAACACGAAUAUUAUUAUUGACUAAUUCAAGAAAGUUUGAUUCCUUGAGUAAUAAUAAUAAUAAUAAUAAUAAAGAACUAUCUUUAUCAUCACCUUCAUCAUCAACAGGCAUUGUAUAUGAUAAUGUUUCAUCGUGUAUUAUCAAAUCGAAAUUAUUUAUUCAUGGUAAUAUAUCCGAGGUUAUUAUGAAUGCUGUAUGGCAUAGAUUAGAGGCAUUACAUGUAUUCACAUUAAAUUUGGCCAAUCUAUUUGCAUUCCCUACAAGUCUUGGAAUGUGUCCAGAAGCGGCUAUUGCACAAAUUAUCUCCUCUAUACGACGUACAUUAAAUAAUUCUUCUUUAACCACAUUCAAUAUGAAAUCUCAAUUAAUCAAUGGUAUUGUUAUUGUUUAUCUACCAUCAAUUGAUAUACUUCUUCAUAGUUUACCACAAUUAACUGCUACUUAUCUUGUUGAUAGAUUAAAUGCAUUAGUAGAUGAAAUCAAUUGUGAAUUAAAUUAUAUUCCUUCAACAUUGAUCCAUUCUGAUUAUUUGGAAGGUUCUUUAAAUAACAACAACAAUAAUAAUAAUAAUCGAUUACAAUAUGCUACCAUGAAAACUUCACGUCGAUUAAUCAUUAUUGGAACAUGUACAAAACCACAACAACAAUAUUCUAAUUGUUUCCCUCCAAAAAUUGUUCCACCUGUUAACAUAGAAAAACAUAAUUCACCUAUUAAACAGUGCAAUAAUAAUAAUAAUAAUACAAGUACAACACAUGAUAAUUGUGUAUCAAUAUUUCCUAAUUUAAUUGGAAAAUCAAAUGAUGUAAACUGUCGAGUCACUAGUGAUAUGAAUCUUAUCGAUAAAUCUAUAUCAUCAUCACAUUCAUUGCAUUUAAGAUCUUCACCAUCUUCGAUUGUUCCCAAUACAAUGCAUCAUACUAAUGAUAGUAAUGGUAUUAAUAAUACUAAUAAUACUAAUACUACUACUAUUACUAAUAAUAAUGGUACUACUACUACUACUAUUGGAUUGAAUGAACACUUAAUGAAAUAUACAUAUGACCAUGAUUUAAAUAGUAUUAAAUUUCAAUUUACUAUUCAAUUACCAGAAUGUCAUAAAUUAUCUAAUACUAAAAUGAAUUCUUACAUAACACCAUCAUCAUUAAUGAAUACAGAUUUUAUUACAAGUAAUACUACUACUAUACAUGAUACUCCACUUCCUCCUCCUCCUCCUACUCCUACUACUACUUCUACCAAUAAUAAUACUACUUAUAAUUAUUUAUUAGAUUAUACAGAUAUAGAUAAUGAUUAUUUAAAAAAUAUUGAUAAUUCAUUACAUAAUCAAUUAUAUAUAAAUCAUAUAUUACAUAAACUAUUUAAUAAUAAUCAUACAGAAUUUAUACAUUUAGAAUUACCUAAUAAAGAGGAAAGAUUAACAUUUUUUACAUCAGUUAUUAUUAAAUGGCCUCAAUUAACAUCAUUGGAAUUAUUAGAUAUACGUGAUAAUAAAUCUAUUAUUCAACAACAAUUAUCUAAUACACAAAUACCUAGUCCACAACCAGCUGUUGAAAAAGAUGAUGAUGAUAUUUCAGGAAAGUACAAAAAAGAUCGUUAUCCAGUAAAUCUUUCCCCUGAAGAAUUAGCUAUUAUUGAAUCUAGGGAAAUGCAAUUAUUUCGUCGUCUUCGACAAAUUCUACGUAGAGUUGUUGCACAUUUAGCAAGUUUUCGUCGUUUCGCCGUAUUCACUAGACCAGUUCAAUUGGAUGAAGCACCGGAUUAUUAUGAUGUUAUUAAACAACCAAUGGAUUUAGGUCUUAUACGUGAUAAAAUCGAUUCACAUCAAUAUACUAAUGUAACUGAUUUCAUGAAGGAUGUAGAAUUAGUCUAUCUAAACGCAUUGGAAUAUAAUCCACCGAAUAUACCACGAAGUCGAGAUAUUCGUUCUAGAGCAUCUGAAUUUUGGGAUGAAGCAUGUUUACGUAUGGAAGAAGAAUUACAACCUGUUGAUUUGAAUGAAUUAUGUGAAGAGGCAACUCAAGCACGUGCAGCACGUUUGUCUCAUGCUGAACUAACCAAAACUCCUUCGACCUCGAUGCGUAAUUCAAAAAUCAAAGGAUCAGAGCAUCAAUACUUCAAGGGGACGGAUCGAACAUCUCAAGGGACUGGUUUGAAGCCAUCAUUACCUCUUCCACAAGGUUAUCGUUAUAGUCGGAGGUUGCAUGGUGAAUCACCUAUUCUAGAACUCAGUGACAUUCUUCAAUUACAGUCAUCUAACAGGCGUCGUCGUACGAUUUCUCCUAAUUCUUCUUUGAAAAGUCCAUCAAAGUUACAAUCAAGUGAAUUAGACUGUGAUAUUGAUACAUGGUCAUCUCCUGGUCCUACUUUGAUAAAAUCACUUGAAGAAAAUGAAUCUGAUCCUUCUCAAUCAAUAUUCAAUGGACACUCGUCAAAUUUAUUUAAAUCACCACUUUCGGAAGAUUCAUGUAAUCGGCAACGAUCCAGUCCGAAAUCUCAUGAUGAUCAAUCAUUUGAUCAAACACCAUCACCUACUCUUAAUAUUACUGCUAAUACUAAUACUAGUACUGCUACAACUACAACUACAACUUGUACACCCAUUCAAAUAGAUUUGAAAAAGUUAAAUCAUUUUCUUAAUGAACUAGUUCUACAAACCGAUGGUUGGCCGACAUUACAGCUGAUCAAUUUACAUACAGAUUUUUCUAAUUUAAUAUUUUGUAAAUAUGCACAUGUUACCGAUAGAAUGUCAUUGUCAGAUGAUUUUGAGAAGAUAUUUGCCAUUUAUCAAAAUGCACACUUUUGAUUAUCCAUAAUACACAUACCAUAUUUAGGUGUUUUCUCAAUUCAUUAUAUUAAUAUGAUUGUAUUCACAUUUUGUAAACCUCAGGUAGGUUUAGGUUAUAUUCUAUAUAUUCCUAUUUGUACAUUAGUAUUACCAAUACUAGAUAUUAUGGUUCAUGGUGACAUCAUCAUCAUCAUCAUAUGUGGGCAGCUUUAUCAUUCUCCUGAUACUUCCUCAUUAUGAUCAUUAUCAUGUCCACAUUCUUGUUGUUAUUGUUUUGCUCUGCUUUCCUUUCCCUUUUUUUCUCUCUUUUUUUGUUUUUUUGCUAAUAAGAUUUUUUUUCUUUUUUUUGAUAAAAUAAAUUAAUAAAUAGUUUUUGUGUAAUGCUUUUUUUUGUUUUCUUGUCCUUCUCAAUAUGUGAAUACGUGUUUUAUACAUUAAAUAGUUAUAUUGAUUUCCUAUUUGUAACCAUGUUAGGUAUUAUUAUUAUUAUUAUGAUUUUUACUAGUGUUUUUCUCUUAUUAUAAUGCGUAUAUUAUUAAACUUAUUAAUAAAUAAGAAGAGAUAUCUGGUUCCCUGAACAUAAACACACAACAAUAACAACAACAACAGCAAUACACAUAUACACACAAAGAAAGUAAGUUUUAUAUGAUAGUUUAUUGCAUUUUUCCAUUUGUUUUUGUUUUGCCUUUUUGUGUAACACGAGUUAAUACUCAAUGCCUUUUCUUCUUGUUCUUCUUUCUCUUUGAAUCAAUACCCAGUUCCAAGUGCACCUGUCUGUCUGUCUAUCUAUCUAUCUAUCUAUCUAUCAGUUUGUCUGUCUCUCUUACUCAUUGUUACUAUGCCUAUAGUUUAUUUAAGGGAAUAUAUUAUUCAACUGAAAACUGUGUACAAUCUUAUUCGUAUUGUUUUAUUAUUAAUUAUUUUACAGAAUAUUUCACUAAUGCAUAGCACUAUUACGUAAUAUCACUAUUUCAUAAUAGUAAUAAUAUUAAAUUUUAUAUUAGGUAUAUAUAUAUUGAUUAUUUAGGUAUAAGCUCUUGCUCUGGCUCUCUUACUUGCUCUCGCUCUCUCUGUUUAUUUGUUUGGUUUUGUCCUAUCUGUUUCCAUCUAUCUAUGUAUCUAUCUAUCUAUAUGUGUAUAUGUAUAUGUAUUGUAGGUAAUUUUCUCAAUUAUUGAUUGAUUGAUUGAUUGAUUGCGAAUUUAGUUCUCUUGACACUUGAUAUUAGUUCAAUAAAGAAAAACAAAAACGAAAAUAGAGAAAAGAAAAAAAAAGAAGCAACUAAUUAUUAGUAAUUUUCUAUUGAUAUAAAUAGGUCUUAUUCAAUUUUUAGGUGAAUCCGUUUUUUUUUCUCUUUUCAUUUUGUAUUUUUUACAAUAAUUAAAUGUUGAUUAUGUAAUCAUUGUUGUUCUAUUUUAUACAUUUAUGGUGUUGUUAUUACUGCUACUACUACCAUGACUUUGUUAAUUGUUUAAUCAAUAAAAUGAUAAUGAAUUUUUGUAAACAUUUUUCUAUGUUUUGAACCUAUAAGUCUUGGUAUAAGGAAGCACCAAAUAGAUAUGAGCCAUACAAAUCACUUGAUUUGUGUGAGAGCUGUGAUUCUGUCUACGUGCCAAAACCGAUUUAGGUGUAUUUCUUAAGGGGUCACACCCGGAGUCUUUGACUUAAAGGUCUAA